AUGGAAGUAGAGAAAAACGCCGCUCUUCCCUUCUUGGAUAUUUUGGUGGAGAGGAAACCAGAUGGCACUUUAGGACAUCGAGUAUAUAGGAAGCCAACUCUCUCAGACAGGUAUCUGAAUGCACAGUCCCACCACUACCCAGCCCAAAAACAGGGGAUCAUAAAUACAUUGAUUCAUCGGGCGCGGAUCAUCAGCGAGCCAAGACACUUGGCCGAAGAACUAGAACACCUACGCACGGCCUUGAGAGGGAAUAGCUACAAGACGAGAAAUAUAGAACGAGCUAUCGGGAGGAGACAUACACCCAUUGAGAAACAGGAGUACUUAGCGACGACGUAUCUACCUUACGUGAAAGGUUGUACAGAUAAAAUCGGGCGUCUUUUGAAGAAGAGGAAUAUCAACACAGUAUUCAAUACUGUAAGGAAGGUGGUGGCAGCGUUUCCAAAGACCUGCAACAACGACCAGCUCCAGGGCCCCGGUGUGUACAAUAUUCCUUGCUCUUGCGGAAAGGUCUACAUAGGACAAACAGGAAGGCACAUCAACACGAGGUUAAAGGAACACAAAAGUCACCUCAAAAAUAACAACUGGUAA
This is a messenger RNA of Anoplophora glabripennis (Asian longhorned beetle), 588 nucleotides long. RefSeq lists its product as uncharacterized. NCBI's taxonomy places the organism in Eukaryota, Metazoa, Arthropoda, Insecta, Coleoptera, Cerambycidae. The transcript has a single exon. Bases 1 to 588 code for a protein of 195 amino acids. The record is from RefSeq and is a predicted model, not a curated record.